GCCGAGCCGGACCGGGCCCCCUGCCCCUCUCCAAGGUUGGCUCCACCUCCCGCUUCCUGCAAACUCUACUUAACUACUUUUCCAAGGAGCGCUGAGCUCUCUGCAUCCGGGCCAGGCUGGCUUUAUUAAAUGAAGUUCCUGCAGGGCAAAGACAGGAAUUUACCUGGAUCAUCUGUUGGCUCCUCUGCAGGGAGGGAGUACAGAAUGUGAAGCCAGGGGAGAGACCUGGAAUAUGAAGCCUGUCUACCGGUGCCUGGACUCUGCAUUGUAGUGACUGCAUCUUGCAACCUAAGGAGGAAGAAGGGACAAGCUGUUCACUGCUGAUUUAAAAAUGGCAGCCAGUGUCUCUCCACUGGACUGUGAAAGGAGACUUCGGACCUUGAUGUCUGUCUGUUGGGCGCCCCGGGAAGGCUGCUGUCUAGUUGACACAGCUUUCUCAUAUUGAGCGGAGCAAGGGCAGCAUGGCUCAGAAAGUGUGGGUCAGCAUGGUCUUCCACAACCGCAAAGCCCAGCUCCUGCUGGUCAACUCUCUGACGUUCGGCCUGGAGGUCUGCCUGGCUGCUGGGAUCACCUACGUGCCACCACUCUUGCUAGAAGUGGGCGUGGAGGAGAAGUUCAUGACCAUGGUUUUGGGGAUCGGGCCUGUCCUGGGCCUUGUCUUUGUACCACUGAUUGGCUCCGCCAGCGACCACUGGCACAGCAGCUACGGCCGGCGGCGGCCCUUCAUCUGGGUCUUGUGCCUGGGAGUCCUGCUGAGCCUCUUCAUCAUCCCCCAUGCCAGCCGCCUGGCAGGCCUCUUCGCCCUCAACGCUCACCCCCUGGAGAUUGCCUUCCUUAUCCUGGGCAUUGGCUUGCUGGACUUCUGCGGCCAGGUCUGCUUCACUCCCCUAGAGGCCUUGCUCUCGGACCUGUUCCAGGAGCCCGACAACUGCCGGCAGGCUUUCUCCAUGUACGCCUUCAUGAUCAGCCUGGGUGGCUGCGUCGGCUAUCUGCUUCCGGCCAUCAACUGGGCCGGUAGCUUCCUGGCCCCUUACCUGGGGGGGCAGGAGAAGUGCCUCUUCAGCCUCCUCACCGUCAUCUUCCUGGGCUGCGUCCUGGCCACCCUCUUUGUGACGGAGGAAGCAGUGGGGCAGGUGGACGCUCUGGCAGGCCCCGCGCUGAAGGACUCUUCCCCCAAGCCCCCGUCCCCCAGCUGCUGCUUGUGCCAGGUUUCCAAGAGCCUCUUGAGAGCCAGGCAUGUGGUCCAGGCCUUGAGGAACCUCUGUGCGUUGGUCCCACGGCUGCAUGGCCUCUGCUGCCGCAUCCCCAAGGUGAUCCGGCGGCUCUUCGUGGCUGAGCUAUGCAGCUGGAUGGCCCUCAUGACUUUCAUGCUGUUCUACACGGACUUCGUUGGCGAAGGGCUGUACCAGGGUGUUCCCAGGGCCGAGCCGGGAACAGAAGCCAGACGUCACUAUGAUGAAGGCGUCCGCAUGGGCAGCCUGGGCCUGUUCCUCCAAUGCGUUAUCUCCAUCUUCUUCUCAACAAUCAUGGACCGGCUGGUGAAGCAGUUUGGAACCCGGGCAGUCUACCUGGCCAGCGUGGCAUUCUUCCCCCUGGCUCCUUUCGUCAUAUGCUUCUCCCAGAGCGUCCUCAUCGUUACUGUCUCGGCCGCCCUGACGGGCUUCACCUUCUCUGCGCUCCAGAUCCUGCCGUACACGCUGGCGUCGCUGUAUCACCAUGACAAGCAGGUUUUUUUGCAUAAGUACAAAAGCAAAGAAAAGGAAGAUGCUGCUCAGCUGGACAAGAAAUCAGGCUUCCCCAAAGGCCCCCUCUCCAGCCAGAAGCUGACCUACCAGAACGGCCAUGCUGGGGGCCUCUUCUCCUCCUCUCUUCCAGCUGCCAGCUCGGCCCUGUGCGUCGGCUCCCCCUGCGAGGUCUCGCUCAUGAUGAGGGUGGGAGACUCAGACCCUGCAGCGCCUGGUCGAGGGAUCUGCCUGGACCUGGCUAUUUUAGACAGCGCUUUCCUCCUUUCUCAGGUGGUCCCAUCCCUCGUCAUGGGCUCGAUCGUCCAGUUUACACAGUCGGUGACUGCCUACAUGGUGUUCGCCACCGGCCUCGGGUUGGUGGCUAUUUACUUUGCAACCAAAGUCGUCUUUGAUAAAAGCGAUAUGGCCAAGUGUUCGGUGUAAAACAGGGUACGUGUGCACGUGGCACACCGCCAACUUGUUUGUACACGUGCCUUGACACUAUAUACUAUGGCAGGCUGCACGUUGUGCACACCUCCUUUCUGUCUCUCAUGCUGUUUCUGUGGGGCAUGGGGCUGGGGAGAGGCUGUUGGGCUAAGUGCGGGUGUAUUAGGAAGGGCACCAGGCUGUUCUAUCUCCCACCAUCAGAGCUUGCCCCGUGCUGCUUUUGUCUAAGAGCAGUGUUGCCCAGAGGGCAUCAGUGAGGUGACAGGAGAAGAGUUUCCCGUCAGUCACAGGGUUAAAUUUCUGUGCAAUUCCGCAGUUUCAUCCCGGAGGGAGAGUGCUCCUCCUCUCAUUCCUGGAGAGAGAAGCUUAAAUCCUGCCUUGCUCUGGCAGGCCUCACCUUGCUUCAAAAGUGUAAAUCCCCUCGCUGACUGGUGGCCGCUGUGGACUGGAAUAUUUGGGGGACAGGCGGGAGGGUGCUGCAUUGACAGAGCUGGGCGGGGGUGGGGGAGAAUGGGGUAUUGCAGGUCAGGACGCGGGUGCAUUGGCAGAGCUGUAUGGACGCAGUCCUGCAUGGCACAGGGGUGCUGGAGGUGCAUGGGCAGAGCCUGGCUCUGUCCAGGGCUGGUAAUCCCAUUGCUCUGGUGAGCACCACACUAAGUGACCGCUCGGUGUUAGUGUACUCCAGACUGCCCUGCAGAACUGGCCGGCUGCUCUGUGCACCAAAAGUGCCUGAAACCUAUUUGCAGUAGCCUUAUAAAAUGGCCUGGUUAGAGGCAGUAGGCAGAGUUGAUUUAACAAGGCUCCAGGGCCCCGUUUUUAUGGCACUGCUCAGACCUCAUCAGCCUGAACAUUACCCUGUAUUCAAGUGCAAUAUUCCCCAGCGGAAUGUGCAGGGUCUGGCGUCCUCUGUGUCCUGCAGGGGCUGGAAGCACUUAUCCUUUGUCCCCCUGCCUGAGGCAUGUUAAUGGGACACCCUGUCCCAGGUUACUGCUCUGAAGUCCUUUCCAUGUAGGAGAUGCACUAAGCCCUUGGGCGAGAUCCUGUCCAGGCUGCCCUGUUGCAUGGCUUAAUAAUUGGACGUGCUGCCCUGUCUUCGGGUCACAUUCACUGAUGGUGUGAGCAGGCACAUAUACCCUGCCCUUUGAAGGGUGUGCAGGAGACUCUUCCACUGCAUAAACCCCUGCUGGUGCCUAGCCUUGCCAUCCCUUCCUUGUCCUUAUUCAUCCACAUGGCUCUGCCUGCCCCUCUCCCUCCCCACCUCAUGAGGUGCUUCCUCCAUUUCAAAUCUCUUGUUCCUCACAUUCUCUGUCUUCUCCACCCACGUUGGGUCCCCUUGAUUCCCGUUCCCCUCCACUCGGGAAUAGCUUUGAUGCCAAUAGGGUGCAGUCAUUCCCUCCGACAGGAGAGUAAGCUGGAGCAGGCUCGAGAGGCGACCCUGUAGCAUGUCCUGGGUUCUACUCCCCUGUAGGGACAUCUUUCUGCUUUGCCCCUUUUUCAAAGGGAAGAAGCCAAGAAUGACCUUUCCACUGAUCUGGUCCUGCUCUUGCUGCCAUGAAUUGAUGGCAGAGCUGUCCUGGAUUCUGAAAUCCUGCUGCUGCAGAGAUCGUUCCCAGCUAAGAGGAUAUUCCCAGGUCAGUUAUAUCCCACCCACCAUGAGUCACCCUUAUGGAAACAUGGGGUGUCUAUACUGCAACGCAAGCCAGGGGUAGUAGAACUUGAGUUAGCAAACUGGGGGUUUGUUAACCUAGGGCUUGAGCGUCUGUGCUCAUUUGGAAGCCCAGCUUAGGAACCGUUGAACUCUGGGUCCCAACCUGGGACUCCAGCAUCUACACUGUAUUAUGUGCACCCAAAUUCAACCACCCAUAGACCAGACUUCCUCACGCCCUACCAACAUGUGGUCAGGGCCGGCGCUUCCAUUA
Mauremys mutica (yellowpond turtle) is the source of this 4090-nucleotide messenger RNA. It is a transcript of the gene SLC45A3, whose product is annotated as solute carrier family 45 member 3. The transcript has 6 exons. NCBI's taxonomy places the organism in Eukaryota, Metazoa, Chordata, Testudines, Geoemydidae. Gene Ontology annotation, cellular component: membrane. The coding region runs from base 462 to 2168 and encodes 568 amino acids. Gene Ontology annotation, biological process: transmembrane transport. Gene Ontology annotation, molecular function: sucrose:proton symporter activity. The record is from RefSeq and is a predicted model, not a curated record.